UGUAACGUCUCCAACCUUUGUUCUUCCAGGGGAUCUUCUCUGAUCAAGCUAUGGUGAACAAUGUUUCGGAAAGGCAAGAAACGACAUAGUAGCAGCAGUUCCCAAAGCAGUGAAAUCAGUACUAAGAGCAAGGACAAAGCAACAAUUCUGAUACCUGUGCAGAAUUUAGAAUAAAAUACGUUGGUGCCAUUGAGAAACUGAAACUCUCCGAGGGAAAACGUCUUGAAGGGCCACUAGAUCUGAUUAAUUAUAUCGAUGUCGCCCAGCAAGAUGGAAAGCUGCCUUUCGUUCCUCUGGAGGAAGAGUUGAUCAUGGGAGUGUCGAAGUACGGUAUUAAAGUAUCCACGUCAGAUCAGUAUGACGUGUUGCACAGGCACGCCCUCUACCUGAUCAUCCGGAUGGUGUGUUAUGACGACGGCCUCGGGGCGGGGAAAAGCCUGCUGGCGCUGAAGACCACAGACGCGCGCAACGAGGAGUACAGCCUAUGGGUGUAUCAGUGCGGCAGCCUGGAGCAAGCACAAGCGAUUUGCAAAGUGUUAUCCACCGCUUUCGACUCCGUGUUGACAUCUGAGAAGCCCUGACUCCUGCGACCACAGGGACGCCAGCAGCCGUUCCGCAGUGGUCGGUUUCCAGCCUGCGGUGCGGACUGCCUCGGAAGGAACAGCAGUGUACACAGCAUCUGUCAUUUGUUGUUACGUUCAAGUGUGCUGCAUUAAAAGUGAGUUAUCUUUCAAUGGCA
Tupaia belangeri chinensis (Chinese tree shrew) is the source of this 739-nucleotide messenger RNA. It is a transcript of the gene ITGB1BP1, whose product is annotated as integrin subunit beta 1 binding protein 1. Gene Ontology annotation, biological process: negative regulation of substrate adhesion-dependent cell spreading; negative regulation of focal adhesion assembly. The record is from RefSeq and is a predicted model, not a curated record. Gene Ontology annotation, molecular function: integrin binding. Gene Ontology annotation, cellular component: cell periphery; cytoskeleton; lamellipodium. Lineage: Eukaryota; Metazoa; Chordata; Mammalia; Scandentia; Tupaiidae.